AUGGCGACUAUCGCACCUCCCCCGAGUCCUACGAUGGCGGAACUACCCUUCGAACAACUUAGCCUUUACCAUGUCGUCGACUCAUGUUUAUCGUCCAUACUUGUGUUCUACGGUGCUGUCUCCACCGUCAAUGCGACUGUCAGCAGCUCGCGCAUUCAAGCCCAUAUCUUCACACCAGCCGGCUUUCAGAGUUAUCCUCGAAUUACGGUCUCCCCCGCUGCUCCCGUAUAUGCGGCCGUCAACCACCUACCCCGCGACAAACAAGGUGACGAGGUGUGUCGCGGGCUGGCAGUCAGCAUGUUGAGAUACUUCGCCGAGCUGUCAGAGCCAGUCAAGAACCGUCUGACAGGAGUGGCUCGUGCGGGGCGGGCUGGAAAGCCCCCAAAGAUGUUUGAUGAGAUGCACGCGGCAGACUUGGCAAACCGGAUGGUCAGAGUGGAUGACUCGUCAGAGAUAAUUCGAGAUAUUCGGAGCGCAUAUCAGGAACGUAAAGUUCCAUGGAUUGAUAUUGAUGUUUUGCUUCCUGCGGACACUAUACAGCCAUCCAAGCGACGCAAUAGCGCGGGAUCUGAUAUGGAGGAUACCCAAGACCCACAGUAUGGACCAUACACACCACUCAUCGAAGCACUUGGAGAUCCUAUGUUCUUGCCGACAUCUCGAUUAAGGCGUGCGCCCUCUCAACCGACCAAUGUCAGCAAAUCGCGGACUUUUGCGAGAAGUCAGAAAGAGGCUCUCCGUCUAACUAUGUGCGAGCUUGUUGAUACCGAGGAACGAUAUGUUGCCAAGCUGUAUUCCUUGGUCCAUGAGGUUGCAGACGAAUUCCGCCAAAACGCUCAUGAGAGGCGGCCAUCAAGCACCAGCCCCUCCGAGGAAGCUUUGGCAGCAUUGUUCCCACCAUGUUUGAAUGACAUUUUGAAUGUCAACCUUGGCUUCCUUGAUGUCAUUCGACAAGUACUUGAUGACACAGAGAAAGAAGCCAUUACAGAUAUCGGCCAGGACACGGAGCUUCCUUCCACGCGAGGACGCUCCAGAGACACCAAAGAUGCGCUCGGAGCCGUGGCAUUUGCCACGGCUCUCCUCGAAUGGCUCCCCCGAUUUUCAGAUCCAUACAAAGAUUACAUGCGGGCGCACACUGGGUUUACACAGACGCUGAAUUCUUUCAUGAAAGACAAAAAUUCCAGCUUCUCGCGAAGAGUAUAUGAGACAGGAGAGCAGAGAUUGCGUUCUUUGCUGAUGGAGCCCGUUCAACGACUUCCUCGGUACAGUCUGCUUAUCGAUACUAUGACAGGCUGUUUGCCCUUGGUUCAUCCUGCCGUGCGAACUCUACUGAAAGCGCGAGAUAUCGUGAAGGACAUCUGUGCAUUGGAUAACGAUUCCCCUUCCAGCCAUGCCCAAGGCCUAGAACGUCUGAGAGAGCUUGUUAAUGGAUGGCCUGUUAAGAUUUUCCCGGAAGGUCGCUUGAUCACGGCUGUCGAUUUCAACGAGAUUACGCCUCCAUACAGCCUAGAUACCCAGGCACCUGGACCCAGUGCAGGGAUUAUGCUCCUAUACAAAAACUGCCUUGUUCUUCUGGCGAAGCCUGCUGAAAGCAGAGCUACCGCUCGUGCUUUGUUGGCCGAAAUCGACAAUGCAGCCUCACCAACCGCUGACAAUUCCAUGUCUCUACCGCAAUCCGAACUCCAGGUUGUAAAGGUGUUGGAAUUUCACAAGAUUCGAUGUAUGCAAUCCACUUGUGGCCGAAUUUUGUUUGUUUUGCCAAUCGCAACCAAGACCAUACCAGCCGACAUCAAUACACCAUCGGAUAUGCUUGCGCUGGAGUUGACAGCCAUGUAUGAAGGAAGAGCCAAUCGCUUGAUCGAAGAGAUUUCAAAAGCGAAGAUUGAAGGCCGAUUCCCGGAAAGCGAACGAGAAGGAGGAAAGUGGUCCCUACGGAGUCCUACUGGGUUGGCCAGCAAUGUCGGGAUUUUGGCCUGCGUGUGUGAGGAUGGCCAAAGUACCACGAUGAGCCAGGAUUACUCGUCUCAAAUACGAGUUGUAUUCGAUACAACCAGGGCUGCAAGUGGUCAAAUUUUGCAAAGCACCAAUCUAGAGGUCGUCAUCUCCAUUUCCCCACCGAGUGGUGGCCAGUAUAGAUUGGAUAUCGAGACUGUGGUUGGGUCUGGUUCGACCGAUCUGAUCACAGUUGAGACUUUUGUUCCAACUCUCUCGCGGCGCCUUCAAUAUCUCCUGUCCCCAUUACACAGUUCUCGAAACCCGGUAUUGGCGGGGCCACUGAUUCACUCCAAUUUUGAAACCCUUCGGUACAUCGCCAGCAGCUUGAUCACACAGGUCAAGUCUUCGCGAGGAUUCCGACCACCUUCGCCCACCAAACUGAUUUCCAAUCUCUUGGGGGGCAGUCGUGACAAUAUUCCAACGCUAAAAGGACCCAGCUCAGCAAUCUUGACCGGCGAAUUUCCGAAAAUGCUUCCACCAAGAGGCCAAUUGUCACGAUCAAACACGCUGCCUUCCUCGCUUCCAGGAAAGGAGAAGGAGAAGGAAAAAGAAAAGGGAAAGGAGGAAAGCACUAACAAGAUCUCCGUUGUUGGCGCUUCCGAUUCUCGGGGAUUGGAUGCCCAGUUCAGCUUGCUGGAGCAAACCUUUGCGGCUUAUAUCCUGUCUCUGCAGUCUCGAAGUGGAAACAUCCUUGGCCGAAUGCUUCGUGCUAGAGAUAACGCCGACCGAGCACCGGUCAAUGAGCUCUAUAACAUUCUCCUCGAAGACCCAAGCAAGAUCCAGGCUGCCGCUGAAGUGCCUGUUGAUACGUUGUUUGUUGCAUUUGAGACCUUCUUGGCGAACGCAUGGAAAAGAAGUAUGGGCCCUGUUCUGAGCUCGUCUUCUUUGAAAUGGGUCCAGGACCAAUUUGAUACCAUGAUCCCACGCGACUUUGACGAGCAAUUCCGCAGGUUCCUUUCCGAAAUGAGCCCCCAAAACAGACGUGCCCUAGCUGCGAUUAUUCGAUUGCUUGCCGAGCUGCUCGAUGCAUCAGGCAAUGAUGGGGAUCGUGGUGCUCUGACCAUGGCGUUUGCAGAGGUAAUAACCGAAGAUGGGGAUCCUAUAAAUCACGUUUCUCUUUUGGAUCGUCUGGUGGAUGACUUUGACAAUCUCUUUGAAGACUUCAUCCCUGGUGGCACUUCAGUGGAAGGAACCCUGACCGUCAGUCAAUCGAAGAACUCACAUGGCAAUACCGGAUCUGUCGGCUCCAAUUCCUCUUCUUUCCGCAAACGAUUCGGCUUCUUGCAUAAAGACAGUUCAAAGAGCGAGAAGAGUGAGAAGACCGAAAAAAGUGAAGGAGAAGGCAAGGUUGCUUCAAUUCUACGGACAUUAAGCAAGAAACAAAGCCCAGCAGGCUCGGAGCCCAAUACCCCCAAGGGCUCCCUGAUCCGAUCCAAGUCGACCGACGUGGACGCCCGGCUGGGAUUCCUUCGUCCUACAUCCCGCGAUCGCCCCUACGGCUUUGCAUCUGAAGAGACUAUCUCAAGACCAGGCACUGGUUAUGAGAAGCCCCCAUCGUUGUCUUCUGUCCGAGGAAUAUCUGAUGAUGGCGUCCCAAGGGUUCGUAGGAAACGCAGGAGCUCGCUCUCGGAUCUGAGACCAAAUACGGCAUCCUCGGAAUCAUCAAAUAUCUCUCCCACUCAGCAACUCCGCCCGGUGACACCCUCUAGCCGCUCUCGUGGAGAGAUUGUUACACCCACCAGGCAGCCCAGGCCUCAGAGCAGCUAUAUCCCAACAUCGCCUUCGCGCGACAAGUCACCGGCGAAAUCAGGUUCACCAGUACGGUUGGGAUCACCUAUUCGCAGAAUGUCACCCAAUCGACCGUCUACACCGAGCCGCAAGGAGAACAUUGACCCUAAGUCACCUUACACGGAGAGAACAUCGAAGUCUCGGGGAAGUGUUUCUGAAUCCCCUGCCGACGAAAACAGACGGUCUCGUGCGUCUGGUAUUCCCCAACGUACGCCAGGCCUUCGAGAGCGACCUACAAUCAAUGGCUCAGAUAGCAGAAGGCCACAGUCCUCGUCUUCUUCGCAGAAGCCGAAAAUACGGAUGCAGAGUCCACAAAAGCUACGUGAUCGUGUGCAGCAGGAAAAGAAGGAUCAAUCAUCUACUCAAUCAGGCUUCAAAGAUGAGCUCACGGCACUUAGUGACGAGCUACAAUCUUUCUCGUUUGCACCAACGAAACAGCUCAACUUGGACUUCAGUAUGAACCGCGCAAACAGCUGUACAUCUAUUGAUAACAGCGCAGCGCUUGAAGCUCGCAUGCGCACCCUCGAAUCCCGGCUCGAUAUGCUUAGUGGAGAGUACAGUGGCCGCACCUCUGCACUUGAAAAAGACUUGGAAUCGUCUUUGAUUCUCAGCGAGCGACGUGUGAAGAAACUCGACGAGCUUUACCGCGAAGCGAGUGCCGAGAACGAGGCGCUUUAUGAUCGAUUCAAUACCGAGCUCAGCAAGAUUGCCAAGGACGUCCGCUCAGGAAAUGGGGAGGACUCCCUGAAAUCCCAGCUGGCAAGUGCUUUAGACGAGAUCAACCGUGUUAAGAAGGAGAACUUCCGACUGAAACGAGAAGUUGGAGGCCUUCGUGCCCAGCAAGCCGCUGCUGCUCUAGUCAAGGCGAGUGAUCAAUGA
Messenger RNA from Penicillium antarcticum, 4659 nucleotides. Its product is annotated as putative Rho guanyl nucleotide exchange factor. The record is from RefSeq and is a predicted model, not a curated record. The transcript has 2 exons. Gene Ontology annotation, molecular function: guanyl-nucleotide exchange factor activity. Lineage: Eukaryota; Fungi; Ascomycota; Eurotiomycetes; Eurotiales; Aspergillaceae. Bases 1 to 4659 code for a protein of 1552 amino acids.